Messenger RNA from Penicillium longicatenatum, 738 nucleotides. RefSeq names its product LysM peptidoglycan-binding domain-containing protein. Lineage: Eukaryota; Fungi; Ascomycota; Eurotiomycetes; Eurotiales; Aspergillaceae. The transcript is spliced from 2 exons. The coding region runs from base 1 to 738 and encodes 245 amino acids. The record is from RefSeq and is a predicted model, not a curated record.
AUGUUGAGCUUCCACGCAGCCGUGACGGCUACAUCCAUUCUGGCUCUUUCCAACAGCAUUUAUGCUUUUCCCAGUGGCUAUAGGUUGCUACACGAGCGUACCACUACUGAAUACCCUUUAGUCAAUGCCAAUAUCACCAUCGGAAAGGAAAUUUACGUGGAAGAGGGCGAUACCGUCUGGCAGCUCGCCCAAACCUACAACUUUGGCGUCUGCGAUCUAGCACGCAUAAACGGCCUGGCUGAUCCAGAUUUUAUCUACCCAGGAGAGAAAUUUCUUAUUCCCUCCAUAGCGGCUCACCCAGAUGACUACUCCUGCCUGGAUCAGAACAACACCGAGACAACCAACACAUGCGUUGUUGGCGGUCCACAUGUCUACACGACAAUGCCUGGCGAUACACCUCAGAAAAUUGCGAAUGCGCGUUAUAAUAUCACGACUGAUUCGAUCUUGUCCUACGGGGCACAGACGGCCUAUAUUGUCGACUCGAACCCAGGCCCGUACACAGAGCUGGAAUCUGGGCAGCUGGUGAAGAUUCCCCUUUGUGAGAACACUGAGUGUAUCCUGCGCACCUUUGAGUUUCACUAUGGCACCUUUGUCGAUGUUGCUCGGGAGUUUGGAGUGACUACAGGGCAGAUUAUGUCGCUGAACCAAGGCUUUAACCAUAGUGACGGCCCCUACACGAUGAAUGCAGCUUUGACGCUGACCACCAAUUGCACCUAUAUGGAUGAUUCUUGGUAUUAG